GGUCAAAGAGUUGAUGGAGCUUAGACGGGCAGGUGAAGCAACAGAGGAGACGUCCACCUGUCAAUCAAAGAGGCCACGCCCUCUAUGUCUAACUUUCAGGCAUAAUAUCAUAUAAAUGGCUGAGUUAUAUAUCUGUGCCGAUUAACUCACUUUUGGAGCUUUUGUGUGUGCACUGACUAGCUAAUCACGCCACAGCGCUCAUACAGGAGGACCAAUGACAGCGCCGUCCUGACUGCGUCGUCAUGGAAGCGUAACGCCCAUCUUCAAGUACCCCGAGGUUAAAACUAUGCUCUGUAAGCACUAUGCUGUCGAGGAUAGCUCUGUUCAUGCUUAUAGCACCGUUAGCUGUUAGCUCAGACAUCUCAGCGACUAGUAGCUAACGGUGCUAACAGUGUGCAGGAAGGAACCCCCCCGGCUGUUUGGGGGCCAAUCACACGUCACAUUAAAUCAAGGAAAGCUUGCAAGCACAAAAAGGACGGAUCUCAGGUAUCGUUUGAUUGGAGAAGUUUCGAUACUACUUGGUUCUGGGUUGUUUCGGGAUUCUCGGCCCUAACUUGAUGAAAUAUGGACUAAAGCGAAGUUCCUACCCGAGCUUUAUGUAUUAAACCUCCUCUGACCUCUGAUGUCAACAUUUAGACACUCAAGACAUUAUGGUCUUUCAAUUGAAGAUGGAGAAUUGUGCUUGUGUUUGGUUGUCUGUUGGUAUUAUUGGAUAUAGAUUUACAAUAGAAAUCUGCAUUGACAAUCUACAGUAACACACUGUUCAGAGAUUAGAAAGUAAAACACGUAAAUAUACUUUUAUUGUUUGGUUCCAGCUGCUUGAAAAGAACAUUGUCAGCUUUAUGAAGAGCGAGCUGAAGAAGAUGCAAAAGGUCCUCAGUCCAGAUUACCCAGAAGGCUCUGCGGGUCAGAAGGAAGAUGAGGAGGUGUUGGACGGUGAGGAUGAAGAGCAGAGGAGGAGCAGCAGGGAAGCAUUUCUGAAGAUCACACUAAACCUCUUGAGAAGAAUGAAGCAGGAGGAGCUGGCUGACUGUCUGCAGAGCAAAACCAGUGCUGCAGUGUGCCAACAUGAACUCAAGUCUAACCUGAAGAAGAAGUUCCAGUGUGUGUUUGAGGGCAUCUCUAAAGCAGGGAACCCAACCCUCCUGAACCAGAUCUACACAGAGCUCUACAUCACAGAGGGAGGGACUGCAGAGGUCAAUGAGGAGCACGAGGUCAGACAGAUUGAAACAGCAUCCAGGAAACCACACAGACCAGAAACCCCCAUCAGACAAGAAGACCUCUUCAAAGCCUCGUCUGGAGGAGAGGAACCAAUCAGAACAGUGAUGACUAAGGGAGUGGCUGGCGUUGGGAAAACAGUCCUAACACAGAAGUUCACUCUGGACUGGGCUGAAGACAAAGCCAACCAGGACAUCCAGUUCACGUUUCCAUUCACGUUCAGAGAGCUGAAUGUGCUGAAAGAGAAGAAGUUCAGCUUGGUGGAACUCGUUCAUCACUUCUUCACUGAAACCAGAGAAGCAGCAAUCUGCAGGUUUGAAGAGUUCCCGGUUGUGUUCAUCUUUGACGGUCUGGAUGAGUGUCGACUUCCUCUGGACUUCCACAACAAUGAGGUCCUGACUGAUGUCACAGAGUCCACCUCAGUGGAUGUGCUGCUCACAAACCUCUUCAGGGGGAACAUGCUUCCCUGUGCUCGCCUCUGGAUAACCACACGACCUGCAGCAGCCAAUCAGAUCCCUCCUGACUGUGUUGGCUUGGUGACAGAGGUCAGAGGGUUCACUGACCCACAGAAGGAGGACUACUUCGGGAAGAGGUUCAGAGAUGAGGAGCAGGCCAGCAGGAUCAUCUCCCACAUCAAGACCUCCCGAAGCCUCCACAUCAUGUGCCACAUCCCAGUCUUCUGCUGGAUCACUGCUACAGUUCUGGAGGACGUGUUGAAGACCACAGAGGGAGGAGAGCUGCCCAAGACCCUGACUGAGAUGUACAUCCACUUCCUGGUGGUUCAGUCCAAAGUGAAGAAGGUCAAGUAUGAUGGAGGAGCUGAGACGGAUUCACACUGGAGUCCAGAGAGCAGGAAGAUGACCGAGUCUCUGGGAAAACUGGCUUUUGAUCAGCUGCAGAAAGGGAACCUGAUCUUCUAUGAAUCCGACCUGACAGAGUGUGGCAUCGAUAUCAGAGCAGCCUCAGUGUACUCAGGAGUGUUCACACAGAUCUUCAGAGAGGAGAGAGGACUGUACCAGGAUCAGGUGUUCUGCUUCGUCCAUCUGAGUGUUCAGGAGUUUCUGGCAGCUCUUCAUGUCCAUCUGACCUUCAUCAACUCUGGUGUCAACCUGAUGGCAGAAAAACAACCAAGACCUAAAGGCCUUGGUUGGUCUAAAGUAUUGAGACCAGAACCUAAACUAAAACAUCUCUACCAGAGUGCUGUGGACAAGGCCUUACAGAGUCCAAAUGGACACCUGGACUUGUUCCUCCGCUUUCUCCUGGGUCUUUCCCUGCAGAGCAAUCAGAUUCUCUUACGAGGUCUGCUGCCACAGACAGGAAGUAGCUCACGGACCAAUCAGGAAACAGUCCAGUACAUCAAGAAGAAGAUCAGUGAGAAUGAUUCUCCAGAGAAAAGCAUCAAUCUGUUCCACUGUCUGAAUGAACUGAACGAUGGUUCUCUGGUGGAGGAGAUCCAACAGUCCCUGAGAUCAGGACGUCUCUCCACAGAUAAACUGUCUCCUGCUCAGUGGUCAGCUCUGGUCUUCAUCUUACUGUCAUCAGGAAAAGAUCUGGAGGUGUUUGACCUGAAGAAAUACUCUGCUUCAGAGGAGGCUCUUCUGAGGCUGCUGCCGGUGGUCAAAGCCUCCAACAAAGCUGUGCUGAGUGGCUGUAAACUCUCAGAGAGAAGCUGUGGAGCUCUGUCCUCAGUCCUCAGCUCCCAGUCCUCUAGUCUGAAAGACCUGGACCUGAGUAACAACAACCUGCAGGAUUCAGGACUGAAGCUGCUGUCUGCUGGACUGGAGAGUCCACACUGUGCACUUGAACGCCUCAGUCUGUCAUGGUGUCAGAUCUCAGAUGAAGGCUGUUCUUCUCUGGGAUCAGCUCUGAAGUCAAACCCCUCCAGUCUGAGAGAACUGGAUCUGAGAGGAAACAAGCUGCAGGAUUCAGGAGUGAAGCUGCUGAGUGGUUUUCUGGAGAGUCCACAUUGUAGUCUGGAGACUCUGAGUCUGUCAUGGUGUGAGAUCUCAGAUGAAGGCUGUUCUUCUCUGGGAUCAGCUCUGAAGUCAAACCCCUCCAGUCUGAGAGAACUGGAUCUGAGAGGAAACAAGCUGCAGGAUUCAGGAGUGAAGCUGCUGAGUGGUUUUCUGGAGAGUCCACAUUGUAGUCUGGAGACUCUGAGUCUGUCAGACUGUGAGAUCUCAGAUGAAGGCUGUUCUUCUCUGGGAUCAGCUCUGAAGUCAAACCCCUCCAGUCUGAGAGAACUGGAUCUGAGAGGAAACAAGCUGCAGGAUUCAGGAGUGAAGCUGCUGAGUGGUUUUCUGGAGAGUCCACAUUGUAGUCUGGAGACUCUGAGUCUGUCAUGGUGUCAGAUCUCAGAUGAAGGCUGUUCUUCUCUGGGAUCAGCUCUGAAGUCAAACCCCUCCAGUCUGAGAGAACUGGAUCUGAGUUACAACCAGCUGCAGGAUUCAGGAGUGAAGCUGCUGAGUGGUUUUCUGGAGAGUCCACAUUGUAGUCUGGAGACUCUGAGUCUGUCAGACUGUCAGAUCUCAGAUGAAGGCUGUUCUUCUCUGGGAUCAGCUCUGAAGUCAAACCCCUCCAGUCUGAGAAAACUGGAUCUGAGUUACAACCAGCUGCAGGAUUCAGGAGUGAAGCUGCUGAGUGGUUUUCUGGAGAGUCCACAUUGUAGUCUGGAGACUCUGAGAUUGGAAUGAUCAGCUGAGUGCUGAUGAUCCAGAGCAUCUGGAGACUGGGACUGCUCCACCACCUCCACCUGGAUUGGAUUUAGUCGACCACACAGCAGAAGACUUUCAAAAGACCAGAAGAAGAAGAAGAAGAAGAUGUCCAGGACACAACAACAUGUGUCCAGUCAGUGUGCAUUUUAUUUUGAAGGUCAUUUCCAGGAAGUCCCUGUUUUAACGUUGGUGAAUUGAAGCUGACUAACCUGCAGUGUGUGUACCUUUAAGAUCCAACACAUGUUGUUAUUUUCUGCAGAAAUAUUAAUCAAAUAUUAAUUUACAAUAAUAUAUAUAUAAUAUUUUAGCAAUUAUGAGAAAAAUUAAAAGAGAGUCAAAUAAACACUUUUUUAUGAAUAAUUCUAAAUCCUAAUGGCAAUAUUAUACUUUUUUAUUUGUAAUAAUUAUAAUAUCUAUAUUAUAUUAUUAAUUAAUAUGAAUUAAUUGAUUCAUUAUAAGAAGAAAAUAAAAGCCAGACAGCGAUGGGGAGGUUAUGAUCCUUAUUUUAAAAUGAAUAAUAAUAACACAUUUUAACCUCACUGCACAAAGUUAUACUUUAAACUCUAAAAUGUUGUAGGUUCAAUCCAUUAAAAGUACUUUAGCAUCAUGAUUUGAUCACAUGAUGAAAGAAGAGCUGUUGUUAAAGUUACACAUCAAAUACUCUGUUAGUUAAUGAUGAUGAUAAUACUAAUAAUGUAUAAUUAGUAAAUCAUUCAGUCUGUGUUCACCUGCUGAAGUUAUUUACAUUUGAUCUUCAUUUAAAGGUAUUUAAUCAGUUUAAAUGUUUCAUUCAUUUCUUUUAUUUAAUUGGGGAAUCAGCAGCUGGUUGGUGAACGUGUGAAUGCAGAAGGGAAUUCUGGGUGUGAUGAACGAGUGAAAACACAUUCAUUAUCAUUGACUUUUGUUCUGUGCAGAUAUUCAUGUUCCCCAGAGGAUGAACCCCACUAUUGUUGGUGAUCCUCUUACUUUCCCUUUAAUUCUAAGGUCUCCAUCAAAAUAUCUCAACAAAUAUUGGAUAAAUUGUCUUAAAGUUUUGUCCCGAAAUUCAUGUUCCCCAGAGGAUGAACCCCACUACUAUUAGUGAUCGUCUUUCCUCUAGUGCUACUAUAACGUUAACAUUUUAGAUAUCAAAGUAUUGAUUGUGGUGCCAUAAAGUUGUGUACAGACAUUCAUGUUCCCCAGAGGGUGAACCCCAAUCAUUAUGGUCAUCUUUUGUCCUUUCAAUAGUGCUACCAUCAUGUUAACUUUUUAGGUAUCUAUCAAAAUAUUGCAAGACAGAUAUUCAUGUUCCCCAGAGGAUGAAUCCCACUAAUGCUGGUGAUCCUCUGACUUUCCCUCUCGUGCUACCAAGACGUCAAAUGUUUAGGCCAAAGUUCCUCAGGGGAUGAAUUCCUUGAUGUUGGAGAUCCACUGCAGGUCAAAGGUUUCAUGUUCUGCAUGCGUUGGCAGAUCAUUUGGUACAGAUAUUCAUGUUCCCCAGAUGAUCUUCAGACUUUUCCUUUUGGGCCGGAAUGACGUUAACGCUUUAUUUUUAUUUUUUAAAGGAUGAAUAAGAAAAUUAUUAAUAAAAAACAACAAAGUUCA
This is a messenger RNA of Cyclopterus lumpus (lumpfish), 5516 nucleotides long. Its product is annotated as NLR family CARD domain-containing protein 3-like. The transcript has 9 exons. Bases 843 to 3911 code for a protein of 1022 amino acids. The record is from RefSeq and is a predicted model, not a curated record. Lineage: Eukaryota; Metazoa; Chordata; Actinopteri; Perciformes; Cyclopteridae. Gene Ontology annotation, molecular function: protein binding.